UUGAGACAGUGUGAGGGUUUGUGGAGUGCCACAGUGCUGUAAUGAAUACUGUAGUGGAAGAAGUUCUUUCACACUCUUCAUCCUGGAGCUGCUUUAUGUCCAUGAUCUGCAUGGAAACACAUCUAUGGAGAGCAAAUCCAGCUGCUGAGGGUCACAUCUGCAUCAUUGUAGCUACAGUGGAUGUUUCAGUGUCAGGACUGAAGGUGGAGCUUUGUGCGUGUCAGGGUGAGGCCGCAGCAGCCGCCUCCAACCGGAGCGCUCGGGCGUGAAACUAGGAGGAAAGCCGACGUCCUCCUCUUUCCUCAGAAGUGAUCUGUGGCCGGCCGGACUUCAUUCCACAGAUGUGCUUUAACAAAGUGUGAAGCUGAACUCUGAGCUGUGACAGUGUGAGCAGUGUGAGAGUGUCAGUAGAUGAUCAGCAGAGGAAAGUGAGAGCUGCUGUGAGCUGAUGUCCUGAAGGGCUUUUAAAGAGUCUCUGAGUUUGACAGGAACAUGAAGAUGUUUGUGGUGUUUGUGAUCCUCCUGCACGUUUCCCAGCAUGCUCUGGCUGUGGUGGUGGAGGUGAAUGAGGGGGAAAGAUCUGUCCUGCUGCCCUGUCAGUACUCAGGUUUACCACCUGUGGACCCCACAGUAACAUGGACUCGCAAUGAUCUCAAUCCCAAUUCUGUCCAUGUGAGACAAGAAGAAACAGACGAUCUCAGAGGACAAAACCAGCAUUACAGCGGACGCACAUCAAUGAGACCUGAUGCUCUGGACUCUGGAGACUUCAGCCUCACUCUGAGAAACCUGCAGCUGAUUGACAGCGGAAAAUACACCUGCACACUCAGCAAUGAAAUAAAUAAAGUUAGAGUGGGAGAUGUACAGCUGCAGGUCAAAGACCAGCAAGUGGUGGUUAAAGUGGAGGAAGGAUCAGAGUCCAUCAUCCUGCCCUGCAAAACAACACCUGACCUGCCUGAGGACACCACAGUGGAGUGGACUCGCUCUGACCGAGAACUCAUGAUGAUCCAUGUGUAUCCAAACAGAAGUGACCAUCUUAAGAACCAGGAUGACCUUUACUGUGGUCGCACAAAGAUGAACAAAGACCUGCUGAGAACUGGAGACCUCAGUCUGACCCUGAAAUACCCCACAGAGAGAGACAGUGGAGGAUACAUCUGCACCAUCUACAGGGACGAAGAUAUCCUGAGACAGAAAGUAGUGCUGCAGGUCAAAGAACAAUUUCCGUCCUGGGCGAAAGCUGUUCUUGUGCUCCUGGUUCUCCUGGUUCUUCUUGUGGUUUCUGGAGGUCUUUUAUUUCAUUUCCGGCACUAUUUCAUGUCAGGUUACAAGGUGGAGGUGGAUUCAGAGGUGGAGUCUGUCCAGCUGCCCUGCAAAACCACAGUUUGCCUGCCUAAAGAUGCUAAAGUGGAGUGGAAGGACAUGAAAGACAGGAAGGUCCACGUGUAUGUGGACGACAGUGACACCUACACCUGCACCGUCUACAGCCUGCAGCAAAAGAUUCUGAUGAAGAAGGAUGUGCUGCUCACUGUUAGAGGUGAUAAGGUGGAGGUGGAUUCAGGGAUGGAGUCUGUCCAGCUGCCCUGCAAAACCACAGUUUUCCUGCCUAAAGAUGCUAAAGUGGAGUGGAAGGACAUGAACAAAAGGAAGGUCCAUGUGUAUCAGAACAGCUCUGACCAGCCCAAAAAACAGAACCAGGAUUACAGAGUUCACAAGGUGGAGGUGGGUUCAGGCAUGGAGUCUGUCCAGCUUCCCUGCAAAACCUCAGUUCAACUGUCUAAAGACAUUAACGUGGAGUGGAAGGACAAAUAUGGAAAGGACCUUAGCCUUCCUGCCUUGUAG
Oreochromis aureus is the source of this 1836-nucleotide messenger RNA. RefSeq lists its product as uncharacterized. The transcript has 9 exons. Gene Ontology annotation, biological process: immune response; negative regulation of T cell proliferation; positive regulation of T cell proliferation. NCBI's taxonomy places the organism in Eukaryota, Metazoa, Chordata, Actinopteri, Cichliformes, Cichlidae. The coding region runs from base 493 to 1836 and encodes 447 amino acids. Gene Ontology annotation, cellular component: external side of plasma membrane. The record is from RefSeq and is a predicted model, not a curated record.